AUGAAACUCACCACCCUCUCCGUCGUCCUUUCUAGCCUGGCUGUUGCCUGUGCUGCACCAUACGGUAGCGAUAAUAGCUCAGACUACUUACAGAGAGAGGCAACGCGCCAGAUGGACUUUUGGCAGCUACAAUACAACGGCUACAUGGAUGGAGUGCUUCACAGUCGCCAAUCUGGUUGCACACCAGACAACCUUCUCUACCGCAAAGAAUGGGACGCACUCACCAAGGAAGAAAGACUCGGAUAUAUUGGUGCCGUCAAGAAGCUCAUGGAGCUGCCUUCUCGGAGCCCGCCAGACCAGGUGCCAGGAGCGCGCAGCCGCUACGAUGACUUCAUCGCGACCCACAUGCAGUAUGCCACCGCAAUCCAUCACAGCGUAGGAUGCCCACAGAACAGUUCAAGAUGGUUUUUCAAGCUAAUCACAUGGUGUCUUCAGGGUCUGUUCCUCACGUGGCACCGCUACUUUACCUACCUCUACGAGCUUGCUCUGCGUGACGAGGCCGGCUAUAAGGGGGCGCACCCUUACUGGGACUGGACCCAGACUUGGCAAGACUGGCGCAAGUCGUCCGUCUUCGACGGUUCGCCAUACUCGAUGGGCAGUAACGGCAAGGCCAUCCCCCACGGCCCUGUCAACGACACGGCACUGGGGUCUACCCGCCUGCUUUACCCGGGCACCGGCGGCGGCUGCAUCGAGUCCGGCCCAUUUGCCAACCUGACCAUCCAUCUCGGCCCGGUGGCGCUCCUGCCCACUGGCAAGAACAAUGGGUUCAACUACAACCCGCGCUGCCUGAUCCGCGAUAUCUCGCCCGAGUGGAGCAAAAACGCCAAGCCCACAGACGUGGUGAACGUCAUUUCCGCAUACAGCGACGUCCAGUCGUUUGAUAUCGGGCUCGAAGGGCUGAAUGGCCUGCAUGCUGCCGGUCACUUCGGGGUUGGCGGCAUGAUGGCUGACCAGUACGCGAGCCCAUGUGACCCGGCAUUCUUCCUCCACCAUGGCAUGAUUGAUCGAGUGUGGACCUUGUGGCAGAGCCAGGACGCCCAUAACCGCACCUACCAGACAGGGAGGACUGUUACGGCGCACAACAACCCUCCUAGUGCCAACGCCACCCUCGACACUAUCAUGGAUUUUGGGAUUCUGGCGCCCAAGCAGCGACUGGGUGACCUCGUCUCGACUGUUGAUGGCCCCUUUUGCUACCAGUAUUUGUAG
Molecule: messenger RNA, 1206 nt
Organism: Fusarium oxysporum Fo47
Lineage: Eukaryota; Fungi; Ascomycota; Sordariomycetes; Hypocreales; Nectriaceae
Product: tyrosinase family protein
Exons: 3
Coding region: 1-1206 (401 amino acids)
Molecular function (GO): oxidoreductase activity
Source: RefSeq, a predicted model, not a curated record